AUGGAAGGUGGAGUUGAUUUAAUGGAGGCUCUGAAGAAUGAGUCUGUUGAUUUGAUUCUUCGUAAUGGAAAAUGGCAAGAGGAAGAUACAUUAGUUCUUGUUCCAGGUGACAUAAUUAGUAUUAAACUUGGGGAUAUCAUCCCUGCUGAUGCUAGACUCCUCGAAGGGGAUCCUUUGAAAUUUGACCAGUCUACUUUAACUGGUGAGUGUCUUCCUGUUAUAAAAUCUGCUGGAGAUGGAAUUUACUUUGGUUCUACUUGCAAGCAAGAAGAAAUCGAAGCUGUUGUAAUUGCCACAAGUGUGCAUACCUUCUUUAGUAAAGUUGUUCAUCUAGUAGACAGUACAAAAAAAGUUGACCAUUUUCAAAAGGUCUUGACUGUCAUAGGGAAUUUCUGCAUAUGUUAUAUUGUAGUGGGGAUGUUGAUCGAGAUUAUUGUGAUGUACCCUAUUCAGCGUCGAUCCUAUGGUACUGGAAUUGAUAAUCUUCUAGUACUACUUAUAGGUGGAAUUCCCAUUGCAAUGCCCACUGUCCUAUCUGUGAAAGUGCCAAUCGGUUCACAUCGUUUAUCUCGGCAAGAGGCAAUCACAAAAAAAAAGACAGCAAUAGAAGAGAUGGUAGGCAUGGAUGUUCUUUGUAGUGAUAAAAUUGGAACUUUGACACUGAACAAGUUAACAGUGGACAUAAACCUUAUUGAGGUAAUUUAUUGUUGGACAUGA
Molecule: messenger RNA, 717 nt
Organism: Impatiens glandulifera
Lineage: Eukaryota; Viridiplantae; Streptophyta; Magnoliopsida; Ericales; Balsaminaceae
Product: plasma membrane ATPase 1-like
Exons: 5
Coding region: 1-717 (238 amino acids)
Biological process (GO): regulation of intracellular pH; proton transmembrane transport
Cellular component (GO): plasma membrane
Molecular function (GO): ATP binding; P-type proton-exporting transporter activity; ATP hydrolysis activity
Source: RefSeq, a predicted model, not a curated record